AUGCCGCUGCCGUUGCCGCCAACGGCCCAGCAAUAUGCGCCGUACGCUCAGCUCCAGUAUCCGCUGCCCCAGCACUUGCCGCUCGCCCUCAGUCUGCACCAUCAGGCAGCUGCGGCGGCAGCGGCGGCUGUGGCCUCCGCUGAGCAGCACAACAACAAUCAGCCCUUUGUGGCCAACAAUAAUGUGCCAUGGAAACAGCGCAAGCGCAAACGUCUCUCGGCCGUGCUCGACAAACUGCAUCAUCACAACAACAACAACAACAACAACAAUAACAACAGUAAUAACAACAACAACAACAAUGCUGUGGCAUGCAAGGCCGAGCCCAUGGACAUGGAGGAUGAGACGGCAGCGGGUGAGGCAGCGGACGAGGAGGAGGAGGACGCGAAGUCGCAUUGCGACAAUGAGGCUAAUUAUAUAAAAGGCGAUGCAAAGUCUGCCAAACGCUGCAAUUCCAGCGCUCCCCGCUCCAGCACCAGCGGCGACGAUGACGAGGAGGGCGAGGCGGAAUUAUCCGCCGAAGAGCUCUCCCACUGCACGGACAACGAUAGUCCCCGAAUAAGCAUGAGUCCGUUGCAGCUGAUGUCGCACGAUGGUGUGGUGACGACACCAGCGCCUCCUAAUGCAGCUGCCGCCGCUAAUGCUGCCGCCGCAGCUGCUGCUGCUGCCGCUGCCAAGGAGAAUCCGCUGCAUGUGGACAUCAAGACUGAGCAUAUGCCCAAUCCGUAUGAUCGCUACUUUCCCAUACCAUCGCCACUGUUUGGCUACUAUCUGCACACCAAGUACUUGAACGAAGUGUUCCGGCGUCGUCAUGAUCUCUAUCCCUCCCCACUGCAGCACACACCCUCGUCGAUUGCCUCCUCGCAUCCCGACGAGACUUCACCCACGAAUCAGAGCAAAACGGUUAGCUAUAUGCCGCCUGCUUUGGCCAGCUCUUCGCCGCCGCCCGCCGUGUCAUCGGCGCUGCCCUCUCCGCCGCGCAGCGAAUCAUCUGUGACGACAGCUCAGGUGGUGCGCAACUCCAGCCCCAAGCCGGCGAAGAAAUCGUUGAGCAAGCCCAUGGCACCGCCGCAGGAACGUCCGUUGGAUCUCUCGGUGCGCAACGAUGGCGGGCAGACGCCCGAGCACAAAAAGUACAAAUCCCCAUCGCCGCUGCCAGCAACGAGCGCCUCCACCGCCUCUAUGAUGCUGGCACCGCCACCACCCACAAGUCUGCACCAAUCCAUGUCGUCGGCCAUGAGUGCGGCGAGCAGCUUGGAGAGCAUGAAUGCAUUAUCGCCAGCAUCGAGCACACACUCCAGCACCUCAUUGACCAGCACCACACCAACAUCGACCAUAGCACCACCAGCUGCCAUGUCACCCUAUGCCAUGACAGCAGCUGCUGCUCAUGCUGCUGCUGCCGCUGCAGCGGCCGCCAUGAUCAAGCUCGAGAUGCCAAUGCACCCAAUGCAUCAACAUGUGCCGACAACGACAGUGGGUGUGCCCGUGAUUAAGGGCGAUGUGGCCUCACCGACCACCAAGGAGACUGUGGCCUGGCGCUACAAUCUGGACGUGUCGCCGGUGGUGGAAGAAAUGCCACCCGGCUCGGAUGUAGCCUAUGUGUGUCCAACUUGUGGGCAAAUGUUCUCGCUACACGAUCGGCUGGCCAAGCACAUGGCCUCGCGCCACAAGUCGCGCAAUCCUGCCAACGAUAUUGCCAAAGCGUAUUCCUGCGACGUCUGCCAUCGCUCCUUUGCACGCUCCGACAUGCUCACGCGCCACAUGCGACUGCACACCGGCGUCAAGCCGUACACGUGCAAGGUGUGCGGUCAGGUCUUCUCACGCUCCGAUCAUCUAUCCACGCAUCAGCGCACACACACCGGCGAGAAGCCCUACAAGUGUCCACAGUGUCCGUAUGCCGCGUGCCGGCGUGACAUGAUAACGCGCCACAUGCGUACACACACGCGCUACGAGUCACGCGGUCGUGAGGGUCGUGACAAUGCCGGAAUGGAGCCAAAGUCUCCGCUCCCAUUGCUGGACAUGAAAAUGAAUUUGCCGCUGCUCUUGCAGAAUGACGAGCUGAUGAACAAGUCGCCGUUGGGUGGUCUGGGCGGACCCAUGCCCAUUGUGGUGAAGACUGAGAGCGCCUAACGGUAUCUCUAUGCUGCAGCGACGCAGUUCAUGACCUUCUGAAGUGAGUGAAUGUGAAUGUGGUGGGAAAGAGAAGGGUGAAGAAAACGAAGAGGUGGUGAAUCGAUGAGAACAAUUUACAAUGAAGCUAUGCAUGUCCAAGCAAGAGCCCCAGCUUCCGAGCUUAGUGCGUUCGCUUAGACAAAGCAGAAGAAGAAGAAGACGAAGUUAAAGAAGAUGAGGAAGAAUAGCGAGCAAGAAGUUGAAGAAGAAGAAGUAGAGCAACACUGAAAAUCUCUCUGCGAAGACUGAGAACCUAAUUACUACCUAUAAUUAACACAGAGCAUAGGUUUAUAUCAUUUAUACAAUAUUAUUAAUACAUCAGAUCUGUACUCAUUUUUGCGUACCGUACGUACCGUUACUUAAAAAUACAGAAACACGCACACAUAAACACAUAAACACACACACAUACACACACAGCGAACUCAGACCACCACCCAACGUAUUAGGAGUUAGUUGUCUUAGCAUAGCAGUACCAGGCGCCGUAUCAGGCCGUACACGAAAGCCGUAGACAUAGCUAGUUGUUAGUAGAGUAUUUUAGACGGAGUUGUUUUCUAGAGUGUAGAGUAUACUUGUAGAUUGGUAGUAGGGGGGAGAGCAGAGAAGCGUACAAUACAGCUAGCAAUUCCAUGUUCCACAAUUAGUUUGUAACGUCUGGGAGAGGCCACAACUCCAACGCAGCAACGCAGCCAACAUGUGCUAGAGCGAGAUAACAGUAUCUUUGCCCCUCAAGCAAACAUGUUGCUGCGUGCAGAAAAAAAAAACAAAAAAACUUUUGGUUGUGCGCAUUUGCGGCAUUUUAGCCUCUUAAGCAUUUUUAUAAUGAAUUGAAAUUAUUAAACUGUAAUCAUUGAGAAUUUUACACACAACCUAAUAUAAUUUCCUAGAUCGUUUUAAUUUAAUUGAAAGCACAGCGGACAAACCACAAAUUAAGAACCACAAAACAUCAGCCCUAACUGUACUUUAUUUUAAUUUAAUUUAUUUUAGUUUAAUAUUUAAUAGGCAGCAAUGCACAAACACAUUUAAUUUUAAUGGC
Molecule: messenger RNA, 3202 nt
Organism: Scaptodrosophila lebanonensis
Lineage: Eukaryota; Metazoa; Arthropoda; Insecta; Diptera; Drosophilidae
Gene: klu
Product: early growth response protein 1-A
Exons: 2
Coding region: 1-2127 (708 amino acids)
Biological process (GO): regulation of transcription by RNA polymerase II
Cellular component (GO): nucleus
Molecular function (GO): DNA-binding transcription factor activity, RNA polymerase II-specific; sequence-specific DNA binding
Source: RefSeq, a predicted model, not a curated record